Molecule: messenger RNA, 7608 nt
Organism: Cadophora gregata
Lineage: Eukaryota; Fungi; Ascomycota; Leotiomycetes; Helotiales; Ploettnerulaceae
Exons: 11
Coding region: 1-7608 (2535 amino acids)
Biological process (GO): protein deubiquitination
Cellular component (GO): cytosol; nucleus
Molecular function (GO): cysteine-type deubiquitinase activity; cysteine-type endopeptidase activity
Source: RefSeq, a predicted model, not a curated record
AUGGAAGAAUCUCCAAGAGAGCGUGCGAUUUCCUCAGAGCCUUGCUCAGGUCGUCCAAACCCCUUUGACGACAUCACGGAACACUCCGCCCGCAAACGCCAGAGAGUUUCCCUUGGAGGUUCAUCACGGAGCAGGUCCGUGGAUACAGUUCAGGACGCAGAUAUCCCCCCAGAUUCUAUGUCACUGCCCGGCGACAGCGAAAUCGAAAUCGACAAGGCUGAAGCCUCAACCCAAUCCGAGCCUCCUUCCACACCUCCCAACAACGCCGCAGACUCCUUGCCUGCAGAGCCAACAUCAAGUAGAGUUACCAUAAACCUCCGAACAAACCGAUCCAUUGAGUCAAUACCCUCAUCUCCUACCUCUCCAGCAAGCCCUUCGAAGAUGCCAGACGGUGGAGGUCAGGAUACGGCUAGGGUCAGCGUGGAGUCGGAGAGCGAUGCCUUGUCGACGAUUCCAGCAAUUGAGACUCCUUCUUCCACUCCCUCUGCGGUGUCAAGUCCACAGGUUGAGCUAGUGAACAUGGAUGAUGACGAUUCAGACUUUGCCAAUCAGGAACCUCAACUGGCUAUCAUGGACGAUCAUUACAUUGAUGUGAUGUAUAACUUCCCAUAUAGAGGCAGGGAAGAGACGGCGCUUGCGGCUUCGCAACGAGUUGCUAGCUUUCUACAACAAGGCAUGCAGAGCAAAUCGACGUCUCAUAUCUUACUAACUUCUGUAGACGAUGUUCCUACCCCCGACUGCUUCUUCAAAUUACGGGACUGGAUGAACCUGUACCUAGCUUCCGCUACUAACGUAGAUACCUUCUAUGAAUGGUUCCUCAGGGAUCGCGAAUUCUGGAGCAAGUUCCCGGACUUCAUCUGGGGUUUGAGCCAACGCAGCAAAUUCUUCGGUCCAUUUCUCCGAACUAACACAGAAUCACGUCAAGCUCUGUCAGACGUAUUCACUUUCUUUGCCCGCCUGGCUGGUCGAUUUGUUGCUAUGGACGUACAUGCACUUACUCGUCCAACCAAUGGCAGCAAGUCAGAGCCUGAACUCGGAAGUCGCCCUCUCCUUGCUGCCCUUAGCCACUUGAUUCGGGACGACGAAUCGGCUCACAUAGGCAAGAACCUACAAAUUCAUUACAAUUGGGCUUGGAGUGAUGAUUGCCAAAUCAUGAUGGAGGGCUUCCAACGAGAAGGUGGAAAACUUUCGAAUAUGAUAUCCCUCACACGAAGUUCUUUGGUACUGAUGUCCGCAAACCCAAAGAUAAUCGACUCUUUCGCCGACAACUCGCGGGUUGUCCUGAAGAUAGUAGUAGAAGCCUUCUCUAUUCUGGAGGACCGUACUGCACACCGAGAGCAAGAGGUCCGCAGCGCCAUUCAUAAGCUGAGAAGCGGAUACGACUUCUUCGUCCUCAUGUCAAGCGGUCUUGAUACCAUCAUUGAGAAGCAUGUGACCCACUUGAGUGGAGAAAGUGCAACGAAUCAACUGGGCGCUCUCCGAGACCUCUUUGCCGCUGCCAUUCAAUUUCGAAUAGAGCCAAUUCGCGAACUUCUGAUUGAAAAGCAGAACGAGCACAAAGACCUGCAUCAUGACUUGUUGCCGGAAGUCAUUUCGAUCGGUUGGAGGUUUCGAGUUUUGAAGAAGCUUAUCACUUCAUCACAGAUGCAGUUACGGGUGACAGGAGUUGCCACGAUGUGUAGUGACCUGCUCGCUUUGCAUGCGGCUCACAAGAAAUACGAUCCCUCCCGGCAACCCAUCCUCUUGAUAUUCGCUAAAUUCAUCCUCGACAAUCAGCUUGUCGACUACCUAGUUGGUAUCGGGUCUCACCCUGAGAUCAUCAGCGAAAGCUAUAACAUCCUGGGGUUUUUAAUUGUCACGAAGACAUACGAACAUAAGCAGACCGACAUGAUCUGGCAAACAGUCGUGAACAGUCAAGACCCGAGAGUCGUGGAUGCCAUUCUGUUCAUGCUCAAGAAAUGCCUGAGCCUUUACGACUAUGAGACCCUUCUAUACCUCUGUAAGAAGCUCAUGGGCGUCCCAAUCGAGUCAUUCACGGGUGCCAUGCGUGACUUUUGCGCGAACCUAAUCAAAGACUUAUCAGCGAAGGUUCACCACGAAAACAUCAGGCCUCUAGACCAGCCACCUUACGAUUUGUGCGUUCGACUCAUCCGCGAGUCGUCUGUUGUCACUGCAGCAUCCCCCGCAGGAUAUCCAGAUAUUCAAAACUUUGCAAGUAUUAGAUUUCGAGAUAUCUUGGCUCUCGGCCCAGGUUCAGAGGCUCGUACUGCCAUUCAUCUCAGUUGCAUCACUGAUAUCGCGGCGAAAACAGCUACGGCUCCAGGCAGUAUUUGUGUCAUCAACAUCCUACUCAAAGCACAUCUGGGUAGCGACCUCAAAAAGCUGACAAACGAGUAUGGCUUAACGGGUUUGCUGAUUGAAGAGUUGGAAUCGGUUGUUGAGGCUGAGCGUAUAUCUGGUGAUGUUCCAACACGGAGCAGUGCGACAAGCUCGGCACGCCGUGAGCUCAUCCAGAUGAUUAUUGUGAAUGAGUCUGACACAAUAUCCUCGGAACUGGGCACCCGCUUAUGGAAUGUUCUUGUUGGGAGCAAGUCCAACGCGUCCACUGAGAGAAAUAUCUCGUGGCAGAUUCUGAACAGCACAGCAAAGAAUCACCCUUCCAACGGCUUCAUUGCAUCAUGUUUCAAAGAUCAUAUGCAAACUCUUCCUCCCCAUUGUUUUACCACUGGGUCAUUAGACUUUGUCCGAGAAGCAAUCUCAUCUUGGUUUGAGGAGGUUCGAGAAGAAUUCGUUGCCGAGAAUCGAACUUUCGACUCCAUGGCGCUAGAACAACUCUGGCGUAUGAUCUUGACUGCCCCUCCCAACACAGUUGAUGCGCUUGCUAUCAACAUCUUGGUGGAAUCUUAUGUCAAUAGCGCACUCAUUAUGAAGAUCCCCCGCCCGAUGGCUCGGUCUAUCCACUCAGCUUUGGUCAACCGCUGCCUUGAGCAACUGAAAGGGGCUGCAUCCAAACUCAAAACUUUCAACGGCGAUGCCUCCACUGAAUCCGAUGAGGGGAUGGUCAUUGUUGCUUCAGAAGACCAAUUCCAAGAACAGGAGAUGAUAUUUGCUCGGUCUCUGGCUGUGUUACGAGAAUUCUUAAGAGCAUAUCAGACCAAACCACAAUUUGCCCCGCCUAAAUCGAGAACGACAAUCACAACUGCCCCUAUUGACAUGGAUGGCGAGUCGCUGGCAAUCAAGUACCAAGCCUUCGAUGGCAACAACAGAACCGGUAUCUUGGAUUUGAAUCUUGGGAAGUUGAACACUGUUGCGAGCUUCUUCGCGAGUCUGGAGAAGGUGACAGGCUUCAAAAACUACAAGGUGUACUGUUGUGGCGUGACUUUGGAUCCCGAAGACAUGGAUGUAACUCGAAGCCUAGAAGAGCUACAAAUCAAAGGGCUAGUUUUGGUGCAUAGACAAGGUGAUGGCGACGGCUCACCCGGUCGUUUGAGCAGUAGCAAGACCACUCUCGAGUUUGAAAUCAUGAAGCAUUUCGAGGACUUAUGGAGCUAUCUUGGCAUGCACGAGAAAGUUGCCCAGGAGAUCUACUAUUUCUUGGUAAAGUUUCCGGUCUAUGACCGGAUGCUUGAAAGCUUUGAGUCGGAUGCCACACACAGCGAGAUCUUCCCGGCUGGCCAGCCUUUCAAAUCCCUCUACGCGGUGCAUUCUCUAAAGCAAUACAUUGCUCAGUCUGCAAAAGGGACUGUCAGCGAUGUGACUCUAACGAGAGCUAUUUCUUUAAUUGUUGCCGCAGUCUCGGACCUAAACGUUCUUGACCAAUGCGGUAGUGAUGAUUUGAAGGAUGUUCUUGCCCUACACAUGAUUGACUGUUUACUGCAGUUCUUGAAAGAGCCGGUUCUCCCAACUUCUGUGGCCCCUUAUCUGGAUGAUUCGCUUCUUAAUCGUCUUCUCUCGUUCUUGUACGCCGCGAAGGAAGUCCAGGCCUCCCAAAACUCGUUGCAUCUAACCGCACGUUCAUUCGAGGCUAUUUUGGAGGCAUCCAUCCAUAACCUCGCGUUCUGGGAUCUUUUCGUCUCGCAUCUUCAUAGCAGCACGCUAUUGCAAGACCUGGUGUUGAAGCACCCUCAACAGUUCAUUAGAAAGAAUGCAACCAAGCAAAUCGUAACCAAGUCUUCGUUCAUCCCGAGUCUCGGACAGCUAUCAACGACCACAUUUGUUGCAACCUUCUGGCCUAUGGUUGCUCAACUUAUUCCACUGGCUGUUCACCUACCAUCUCAAUGUGAGGAGACAUUCUCGUUGAGUCUCACGUUGUUCAAGCGUUUUGCGGAUGUCGCCGUCAGCCAAUUGAAUCUGGAGGAGCUUGUCAAGCAGUGGGCAGGCUUACUGCUCUCACACACAUGCUUAGAGAGCGUUGGACAUCCAGAGAGCAUGGAUCCUGUAGCACAAGGGCUUAGUAUUAUGGUCUUUUAUGCUACAUCGUUCACCAAGGCUUCCCAAAAGACUCUUUCUUGCAGUACUUUGGGAACACAACUGUUCCGUCAACACCUGUUUCCAGAGCUCUCCAUUGAAGAGGAGAAUCAUGAAUUGGUCGCUAGAAUUCCCCUGUUGAACCCUUCAACCAGACGUACCCUCGCCGAGACCGUUUACUUUCUAGUAAAGGAUGAUGAGGUUCAGUAUAAGGCUCUUUUACUAGAGCUUUCACGCCUUGUACCUCAUGUUGACACUGAUGAUGGGCCAUAUAUCUACGACCUUACCUGGCAAUUCGACCGAAGCAAAUCAAUCAGAUCUCCUACCGGAUAUGUUGGCUUGAGGAAUCUUUCAAAUACCUGCUACCUGAACUCUCUCUUGACUCAACUUUUCAUGAACAUCCCUUUUCGAAAGUUUAUGCUUGGUGCUCUUGUUGCUGAUGGCGGCUCGGCCCAAAGACUAUUGUCCGAAACCCAGAACCUUUUCAGCUAUAUGCAGAACAGCCUCCGGAAGUUUGUGGAUCCGGCCAACCUCGCAAGUUCCAUUCGUACUUAUGAAGAAACUCCAAUCGAUGUCUCGAUCCAGAUGGAUGUUGACGAGUUCUACAAUCUUCUCUUCGAUCGCUGGGAGAGUCAAAUUCUGGCGCCAGAUGCAAAGCGAGAGUUCCGAUCCUUCUACGGCGGCCAGCUUGUGCAGCAAGUCAAGUCGAAGGAGUGUCCACACAUUUCGGAACGCCUCGAGCCAUUCUCGGCUAUUCAGUGCGACAUCAAGGGCAAAAGCACACUUGAGGAAAGUCUGCAAGCUUAUGUGGAUGGUGAAGUUAUGGAAGGCGACAACAAGUACAAAUGCUCGACAUGUGACCGCCAUGUUGACGCGGUCAAGAGAGCAUGUCUGAAAGACAUUCCCGACAAUCUCAUCUUUCAUUUGAAGAGAUUUGACUUCAACCUACGUACUCUCAUGCGAAGCAAGAUUAACGAUUACUUCAAGUUUCCCAAGAGCAUCGAUAUGCGACCAUACAAGGUGGAGCACUUGAACAACGAACCUGACACGCCUGAAGAUAUGUUCGAGCUUGUUGGAGUUCUGGUGCACUCGGGAACGGCCGAGUCAGGCCACUAUUAUUCUUUCGUCCGGGAACGACCUUCAACAGGAAAUCUUGAAAGUUGGGUGGAAUUUAAUGACGAGUGUGUCAGCUCUUGGGAUCUAAACCGUAUGGAAGGUGCAUGUUAUGGAGGUCCAGACUACCAUGGUCCAAUCGAUAACAACAACUCCCCAUACGACAAGAGCUGGAGUGCAUACAUGCUCUUUUAUCAGCGAUCUUCGGUACUUGCAGAACAGAAGCAAGCGAUGGAAGGUUCGGGACUGAUGAGUCCUGUCCGUCUGACUGUUCCUUUGCGUCUUUCCAACCAUAUCGCGAUGGAGAACGAAUUGUUGAUGCGCAAGUAUUGCCUUUUCGAUCCUUCACACGCAGCUUUCGUAUCAAAAAUGCUCUCGAAUAUUAAGAACAUCAACGGUGGCACAUGUUCUACCUCACAUACAGUUGAGAAGCUGGCUCUAACUGCUUCGCUACACCAUUUGGAUCAAGUUUUCGCCCGAACCAAGGACACCCCAGACUUUCCAAAUUUCAUGAUAUCUGUGAAGCACAUCUGUCAAAGCUGCGCGGAAUGUAGUCGGGACUACCUAGAAUGGUUCAUCGAUUCUCCAGAUACUCUGAAGCAGCUCCUUGUCAAGAACCCUGAUGGUCUUAUCCGCCAUGAGAUUGCAAUGUCAAUACUCGCCGCCUUGGCCAAAGUAAAAGCCGAUGCAUCCUAUGCAUAUGGUUUUGGCGACGAUGAGGAUAGUACGGACGAUCUGGAUGGUGGUGAUCCACAGUUGAUUCAGCGAAUUGUUAAGGGUCUCACCAGACUGUGGGAUAUCUUCCACACCAACUGUCGUGCUUGGCCAGAAUACUUUGGAUUGCUAGCAAGCAUCGCACAGAUGGGCAAGCUCGAGGCAGCUCUAUUGCUCGAUGCUGGAUACCUUCGAAAGACGUUGGAGAUCAUUUCCGCAGAUCCUCUCCUUCCUAUUGGACCACAAUACGCACGAAUGCUGAACAUUCUUUCAAAGCGCCUUGCCAACAGACCAGUGUCUUUUGACGCUGUGAUCACGCUCAUGUACAAGCUCUUGAUGACAUGCGAUCCAUCAGUGAUGCCAGUCGAAGAUUUAGAGGAACGUCUUGAGCUGGCAAUGAGUAAUGUCAGCAUCCCUCACAGCGAGACCGAGCGACAUCUUUUGAUGCAACACUGGACGAGAAAUGACGCCCACAUCCUGGUAGAGAAGCUUCUUCUCCUUCGCCAGAAUCCGGAAGCCACUCAACAGAUCCUAGUUCGGCUUCUGAAAUGGCCUGAUGCACUUGAUUACAACAUCUACCAAGCAAUCACCCACGGCAUCAGAAAAGGAAGUUCUACAAUGCAGUGCACCCCAUUCCUUCGAGCCGCGACAGUCUAUUGCGAGUCGUCGAAAGAUCCAAAAGCGUGGAAGCAAAUGGUUGCCUACGUUGCUGACAUAGCAACCAAGCUCGACAAUGGUGAAGGCGGCGCCAUUCUACAAUUCUUCAAGGAAGCCUUUGACCCUCCCUCGUCUGUUGAGGACAUGCCGGCUGAUGAAUUCUUGACAUUCUACUUCGAUCAACUUCUCAUCUGGGCCCCACAUCUACUCACAGAUUAUGACAGCUCUGUGCGGACCGAUACCGAGGAUUUCAUCCAGAAGCACCUUCUCCAGGAUGGACCUGAGUAUAACUUUGGAUCAGAAGAAGAGGAUAUUGAGAAGGCCAAAAUCUUCAUCGCGGCUUCCCGAAGUUUGGGACAGGCAUGCCUUGACCAUUGUCAUGAUGUCUACCUUCGACAACGGCAACAGGCUGUACGUGCCGUGUUGAUCAAUAUCAUCAACGUAAUCGAAGCUUGCCAUGGAUUCUUCGACUUCAAAGAAAAAGACCCCGACACUCGUAGAUACUACGAUAUGACCAAUCAUACCCUUCCUACCCUGAGAAAAUGUAUGGUAGAUGAAGCAGACGAGGAAGUGUCAGACUGGGACGGUUCCGAAGGCGAGUACGACGACUCUUCAGAGCCCAUCGGUACUCUGAACGACGAUGAAAUGCCCCUAUGA